This is a messenger RNA of Synchiropus splendidus (mandarinfish), 1288 nucleotides long. Its product is annotated as GTPase KRas. The record is from RefSeq and is a predicted model, not a curated record. Lineage: Eukaryota; Metazoa; Chordata; Actinopteri; Syngnathiformes; Callionymidae. The transcript is spliced from 5 exons. Gene Ontology annotation, biological process: Ras protein signal transduction. Gene Ontology annotation, molecular function: GTPase activity; GTP binding; GDP binding. Bases 274 to 837 code for a protein of 187 amino acids. Gene Ontology annotation, cellular component: plasma membrane.
UGCGUGCUCGGCUGGUUUUUAAGCGAGGGGAUUAUCGCUCCUCCACAAUGGAGACUUAACCAGAAACUCGUGUCACUUUAUCCCCCAGAGACACAGUAAUAAUUCGCGUUUUUAUGCUUUGAUCUUGAUUUAUUUGCGCGUGUCUCUAUACGUUGCUCAUACGGGCCUUUUUCAAGUUUGGGAAGUCGGUUCCGGCUAAUGUUAUGUAGCAAGCUAAUCUGGUUUAUUCAUCCACAAACCCGCUGAGAAACACAAGAAGUCGCAACUUAAAGUAUGACCGAGUACAAGCUUGUGGUGGUCGGAGCUGGUGGCGUGGGGAAGAGUGCGCUCACCAUCCAGCUGAUCCAGAACCACUUUGUGGAUGAAUAUGAUCCCACCAUUGAGGACUCGUACAGAAAGCAGGUGGUGAUCGACGGGGAGACGUGUCUGCUGGACAUCCUAGACACAGCAGGUCAAGAGGAGUACAGCGCCAUGAGGGACCAGUACAUGAGGACGGGGGAAGGCUUCCUCUGCGUGUUUGCCAUCAACAACAUCAAGUCCUUUGAAGACGUUCACCUCUACAGAGAGCAGAUCAACAGGGUGAAGGACAGUGAAAGUGUUCCCAUGGUUCUGGUCGGGAACAAGAGUGACUUGAGCACUCGCUCGGUGGAGACGAAACAAGCUCAGGAGCUGGCCCGGCGUUACGGGGUGCCGUUUGUGGAAACCUCGGCCAAAACCAGACAGGGAGUGGAGGAGGCGUUUUAUUCUCUAGUGCGGGAGAUCAGGAGAUACAAGGAGACCAACCGCAGCAAUAAGAAGAGCAAGAAGAACACGCAGAGGCGCUGCACGCUACUAUAACACACGCUUCCAAAGAGCUGAUCCCUUGUUAUUGGGACGCCCUGACACCCCUCAGGUAACAUUAGCAAGUCCAUGAAAUCAGAUUCUUACUAUGGUAUGAGCUAUAAAUGAGAAUUUUUAGUCUGUAUUUUUGUGCUGAACAGGUAUAUUUGAGUAUUUACAAGAAAUGUUGCUCUGGUGUCAAAACUUUUUGUAUGGCCCAGGAUUAGUGGACUUCGUCAUUCAACAACAUUCCCCCAUGAUCACUUGUUUUUUUUAAAAUAAAAGCUUCAUGUUCUUCCACUCUUGCCCUCUGAACAACUUGGUAUAUUUUUAAACCUUUAAGAGCUGCAGGAACUGUCAUCACUUACUCUGUUACCAUUUUCAAAAUCCGUGUUUAUAUUUUUGAUACACGCCGCAACACUGCAUGGCGAUCACGUGAUCGAACCGCACUGAUGUUGAAGAAUAAAGU